GUAUAUAGCACAGUCUGAUAGCUUCUAUCAAUCUACAGACUUACACAAACGAUCAAGGGAAUUGAAACCUCACAUAGGGAUCAAUUACGAUAGCGUGGCCGCCGCCUCGCCUCUGACAAUGGCACCCGGGCUGAACGAUGCCCUCGCAGCAGAUAAACCUCCUGCUCUUGACUACUUCUUCUAGAAGAUACAGAGGGUUUAUACUGGGCUGUUUACGCGAUUGUCAUGGAGAAGCUCGACAGCCCUUGCAGAUCAUCUGCCUUCACGAAUCCUCUCUGCAGCCCUCUGUAAGCCUUCUGUGGCCCUUGUGGAUCCUCUACCUUCGCGAAUACCCUCGACAGCCCUCUGUGGCCCUCUAAAUGGCCAGCGUCAUAAUUUCUCCU
Molecule: messenger RNA, 383 nt
Organism: Amorphotheca resinae ATCC 22711
Lineage: Eukaryota; Fungi; Ascomycota; Leotiomycetes; Helotiales; Amorphothecaceae
Exons: 2
Coding region: 138-359 (73 amino acids)
Source: RefSeq, a predicted model, not a curated record